Messenger RNA from Jatropha curcas, 3237 nucleotides. RefSeq names its product Prolyl oligopeptidase family protein. The record is from RefSeq and is a predicted model, not a curated record. Gene Ontology annotation, molecular function: serine-type endopeptidase activity. Gene Ontology annotation, biological process: proteolysis. Lineage: Eukaryota; Viridiplantae; Streptophyta; Magnoliopsida; Malpighiales; Euphorbiaceae.
ACUACCCAACUAGAAAAGUAUCAAAUCAAUGAAAUGAUGCGCUUUUACAAAAUUUAUCAUCGGCUUUCUUUCCUCACUCUCUCCCCUCUAACUCCUCCUCCUCCUUUUCUCUCUCUCAAACUUGCCAGACUAUCUUCGUUUCGAAGGCCAGGCCACCUGGGAACUCACUCUUCGAACACCGCCAGAUUUUGCCCUAUCAUGACUGCUGCAAAUUCUAGGCUCGGCAAUCUCGUGCCGACAACCGCUUUUGCAGCUGAAGAUGGUGGCGGUGGCUCCAAUGGCUCCGUUAAUUCUUCAAAUAAUACCGCUGAAGAUGACGAAGCAUUAGAAGGCAAGUAUCGACUUCCUCCACCAGAGAUUAAAGAUAUUGUUGAUGCUCCACCUCUUCCAGCAUUGUCAUUUUCACCACAAAGAGACAAAAUACUGUUUCUUAAGAGGAGAGCUUUACCUCCCCUGGCAGAACUAUCUAGACCAGAGGAAAAGCUGGCUGGUACGCGUAUAGAUGGAAAAUGCAAUACUAGGAGCAGAAUGUCAUUCUAUACUGGUAUUGGUAUUCAUCAAUUACUUCCUGAUGGUACUUUGGGGCCAGAGAAGGAGGUAUAUGGCUUCCCAGAUGGUGCUAAGAUCAAUUUUGUUACCUGGUCUCUUGACGGUAGUCAUUUGUCUUUUAGCAUCAGAGUGGAUGAGGAAGAUGAUGGUAGCAGUAAGCUUAGAGUAUGGGUUGCUGAUGUGGAAACAGGGAAAGCUAGGCCUUUGUUUCAGUCACAGGAUGUCUAUCUAAAUGCUGUUUUUGAUAAUUUUGUCUGGGUGAAUGAUUCUUCUUUAUUAGUUUGCACCAUUCCAUCAUCUCGUGGAGAUCCGCCAAAGAAACCUUUGGUUCCUUCUGGUCCAAAGAUUCAAUCUAAUGAGAUGAAAAAUGUUAUUCAGGUUCGAACCUUCCAGGAUUUGCUGAAAGAUGAGUAUGAUGAAGAUUUAUUUGACUAUUAUGCCACCUCACAACUUGUAUUGGCCUCUUUGGAUGGGACAGUGAAGAAGAUUGGCCCACCAGCUGUGUAUACUUCAAUGGACCCUUCCCCAGACCAGAAGUACCUUUUAAUCAGCUCUCUUCACAGGCCAUACUCUUUUAUUGUACCGUGUGGUAGGUUUCCAAAAAAAGUUGAAAUAUGGACAACUGAUGGAGAGUUUGUUAGGGAACUCUGCGAUUUACCACUUGCUGAGGACAUUCCCAUAGCAUUCAAUAGUGUGCGCAAAGGAAUGCGGUCAAUUAAUUGGAGAGCUGACAAGCCUUCAACACUAUACUGGGCAGAGACCCAAGAUGGUGGUGAUGCAAAAGUGGAAGUUUCUCCACGAGAUAUAGUUUAUACACAACCUGCUGAGCCAAUUGAAGGUGCACAGCCAGAAAUUUUGCACAAACUCGAUCUUCGCUAUGGUGGAAUUUCCUGGUGCGAUGAUUCACUAGCUCUAGUUUAUGAAUCAUGGUACAAGACUAGGCGAACGAGAACCUGGAUAAUAUCUCCUGGUUCUACAGAUGUAAGUCCACGUAUAUUAUUUGAUAGGUCAUCAGAAGAUGUUUAUUCUGAUCCCGGCUCCCCUAUGAUGAGAAGAACUCCUUCUGGAACUUAUGUGAUUGCAAAGAUAAAGAAGGAAAAUGAUGAUGGCACCUAUGUUUUGUUGAAUGGAAAUGGUGCUACACCUGAAGGAAAUAUCCCUUUCCUUGAUCUGUUUGACAUAAAUACAGGCAACAAAGAACGAAUUUGGGAAAGUGACAAGGAAAAAUAUUAUGAGACCGUUGUUGCUUUGAUGUCUGAUCAUAAGGAAGGGGAUCUAUAUCUUGAUCAGUUGAAAAUUUUGACUUCAAAGGAAUCAAAAACUGAAAAUACCCAAUAUUAUAUCCAGAGAUGGCCAGAUAAGAAAAUGUUUCAGAUUACAAAUUUUCCUCACCCAUACCCACAGUUGGCAUCAUUGCAGAAAGAGAUGAUUAGGUACCAGAGGAAGGAUGGAGUUCAGCUUACCGCAACAUUAUACUUGCCACCAGACUAUGAUCCAUCAAAAGAUGGCCCUCUUCCAUGUCUGGUAUGGUCUUAUCCUGGAGAAUUUAAAAGCAAAGAUGCUGCAGGACAAGUUCGUGGUUCUCCUAAUGAAUUUGCAGGCAUAGGUCCAACAUCAGCUCUUCUUUGGCUGGCUAGGAGAUUUGCCAUUUUAUCUGGGCCAACUAUUCCUAUUAUUGGCGAGGGUGAUGAGGAAGCAAAUGACAGGUAUGUAGAACAAUUGGUUGCAAGUGCAGAGGCAGCUGUUGAGGAAGUCGUUCGACGUGGAGUUGCUCAUCCUAGAAAAAUUGCUGUGGGAGGACAUUCAUAUGGUGCAUUCAUGACUGCAAACCUCUUGGCACAUGCCCCUCAUCUUUUCUCUUGUGGAAUUGCACGCUCCGGGGCUUACAACAGAACACUUACACCUUUUGGUUUUCAGAAUGAAGAUAGAACACUCUGGGAGGCCACAAAUACUUACGUUGAGAUGAGCCCCUUCAUGUCAGCAAAUAGAAUCAAAAAGCCAAUAUUACUUAUCCAUGGAGAAGAAGAUAAUAAUCCAGGAACACUAACCAUGCAGUCAGAUCGUUUCUUCAAUGCCCUAAAAGGUCAUGGUGCACUUUGUCGUCUUGUCAUUCUUCCAUUUGAGAGCCAUGGGUAUGCUUCACGAGAGAGCAUCAUGCAUGUUCUCUGGGAAACAGAUAGAUGGUUGCAGAAAUAUUGUGUGUCGAACACUUCUGAUGUAAAUGCAGAGCUUGAUGAUUCCAAAGAUGAUGUGAGCAAAGGAGUCACAGACCCUGAAGGGAAAGCAGUUGCUGCCAGUGGAGGUGGGGGCCUAGAGCUAGCAGAUUUUGAGCAUGAAGAAUUCCAGUAUAUGCCAAGAUCAUUGCUAUGAUAAUUUCCAAGCCCUAGAUGCUAAUUGAUACAGUUGCCUCCCCUUUUCAUCCAAGAUUUUUCCUAGUCUAGUUAUAAAGAUCUAUUUUGCUCCCUCACCUAUUUCUCACUUCAAAUUUUUAAUCUUGAAUACCACAACUGUGCUGUGUAGAUUGAAUUGCAGACUUGUAUCUCUUCUGAGGACUAAAACAGGAGCAGCAUCAGUGAGAUGCAACGGAUGUUGAAACAGGGUAAAUACCCUUCCCAUUGGAUAUGGAGAUGUGCAUCAAUUUAACAAUUUUCAUUCACAAAUCGACCGUGAAGUAUAUUCUUUUGAUCA